Messenger RNA from [Torrubiella] hemipterigena, 1312 nucleotides. Lineage: Eukaryota; Fungi; Ascomycota; Sordariomycetes; Hypocreales; Clavicipitaceae. The record is from the annotation of a GenBank genome assembly.
CCAAGAGCAUAGUCACCAAUAAAAUCAGGAAAAGAAUGGGCGAUAAUCAGAGCGAAUUCCUCCGCUUUAUGGGCCACCGGUCCUUUGCGAGACGACUCACACUCUCAACGCUUACCGGCCGACCUAUUCACAUCUCCAAGAUCCGCAGCACAUCACCUACCAACCCGGGUCUCGCUCCCCAUGAUGUUUCGUUCCUCCGAUUACUCGAAGCAGUUACAAACGGUAGCUCAAUGCAGAUUUCAUACACUGGUACGACAAUCACAUACCAUCCUGGCUUGAUCACCGGAACAAUUCCCGGUCAAGGAGCUGCAGAGGGUGACAUUAUCGAACACCAACUGCCUACCAACAUCACCAGAGGCAUUACAUAUUUUCUCAUGCCGCUUUGCCUGUUGGCACCUUUUGCAAAGGCGCAUAUGAACAUUCGAUUCUCAGGCCCCGGCGUAAUCACAUCAGCGACAGAGACAGGCGACGUAUCCAUCGACACAUUCAGAACGGCAAUUCUUCCGCUAUUCGGCCUAUUCGGCAUCCCACCCGCCCGAAUUGAGUUGAGAGUGCUACAGCGUUCGUGCGCGGGACCCGGAGGCAAGGGUGGCGGCGGUAUUGUCGAGAUGCGAUUUGCCAGUCAAGUCCGUCUUCCCAAAACACUGCACCUUAACCGCAGCCCCGGCCGCAUCAAGCGCAUCCGAGGUGUGGCAUACAGCACUGGUGUCUCUGCGUCCAACAAUGGCCGCAUGAUUCACUCUGCUCGUGAAGUACUCAACGCCUUUUCCACCGAUAUUCACAUUGCUGCGCAAUACGACCAAGCACCUUUGGUCUCGACUGGCGAUAAAGCUGGCAGCAAGCGCCGCCUAGGUAUUGGUUACGGCCUGAGCUUGGUUGCAGAAUCAAACGCAACCGGCGUCAUAUACUCAGCAGAUGUUGUAGUCCCCCCGGGUGGUGGUGAGGUGCCUGAAGAAAUUGGCAAGCGAUGCGCAUACCAAUUGCUUGAGACGAUAUCAAAAGGUGGAUGCGUCACGCAAUCAUCUGCUAGCAGCAUUCUUAUUUUGAUGGCCAUGGGUUCAGAGGAUGUAGGCCGUGUUAGAAUAGGUCGAGACGUCCUCGGCACGGAAGACAUGGUCGACUUGGCCAGAGACCUACGAACGUUUGGAGCUAGCAGCUGGGGUUUGAGAGAUGUUGAAUCUGAUGACUCUGGAGACAUUAUUAUUUCUGUCAAGGGAACAGGCGUUGGUAAUGUCGGAAGAAAAAUUGCAUAAAUGAUUGAUGUACGUGUAUAUAGAUAUAGUCCUUUAAGCGAAUCCAAUUUAUGCAUAAU